GCUCCUUCCCAUGAAGCCCAUCGCUUUCACCUUUCCAUUCCGUUUUGCAUCCAUCCAUCAAUCCAUUCCCCCACGGCGCCGACGACUUCGCUGCAACGGAAGCAGCACGUCGGAGGGGAAGGCUGGAGGAGCGAGUGACAGGCUGACAGCAGCAAGAAGAGGAGGAGCUAGUGGAGCUACAAUAUAUAGCUAGGCAGGCGGGCGGGGAGCCAAUGCCGUCGGGCAAGCAGGGCUAGGAGGAUGGGCGGAGGGUUCCGCCGCUGGUUCCACCGCCGCAGCGGCUCCACCUCCAACUCCAACCAGUCGUCGGCCGGCGAGGGCGAGGAGGGGUCGCCUGAUCUCGAGGUCGUCGAGGACCCGGAUCUCGUCGGGCUCCGCGCCAUCCGCGUGCCCAAGCGCAAGAUGCCGCUGCCCGUCGAGAGCCACAAGAAGAACACAGUGGAAAUGGAGUUCUUCACAGAGUACGGAGAGGCAAGCCAGUACCAGAUCCAAGAAGUCAUUGGCAAAGGAAGUUAUGGAGUAGUUGCUGCAGCAGUAGAUACCUGCACUGGUGAGCGGGUUGCUAUCAAGAAGAUCAAUGAUGUGUUUGAGCAUGUCUCAGAUGCCACACGCAUCCUGCGGGAGAUCAAGCUUCUUCGGCUGCUCCGUCACCCAGACAUAGUUGAGAUCAAGCACAUCAUGCUCCCCCCUUCUCGGAGGGAGUUCCAAGAUAUCUAUGUUGUUUUUGAGCUCAUGGAGUCAGAUCUCCAUCAAGUGAUUAAGGCGAACGAUGACCUCACUCCAGAGCAUCACCAGUUUUUCCUGUACCAACUUCUUCGUGCUCUCAAGUACAUCCAUGCGGCAAAUGUCUUUCAUCGCGAUCUAAAGCCCAAGAAUAUACUGGCUAACUCGGAUUGUAAGUUGAAAAUAUGCGAUUUUGGACUCGCUCGUGCAUCAUUUAAUGAUGCUCCUUCAGCUAUAUUUUGGACGGAUUAUGUGGCAACAAGGUGGUACCGAGCACCUGAAUUGUGUGGUUCCUUUUUCUCCAAAUACACUCCUGGAAUCGAUAUUUGGAGUAUCGGGUGUAUAUUCGCUGAACUUCUCACUGGAAGGCCGUUAUUUCCUGGGAAGAAUGUUGUACACCAAUUGGAUAUUAUGACAGAUCUUCUUGGAACUCCAUCAUCUGAAACCUUAUCUCGGAUUCGAAAUGAAAAGGCUAGGAGAUACUUAAGUUGCAUGCGGAAAAAGCAUCCUGUCCCCUUUUCUCAGAAAUUUCGUAAUGCUGAUCCAUUGGCUCUUCGUCUGCUACAGUGUUUACUUGCAUUUGAUCCUAAAGAUCGGCCUACAGCUGAAGAGGCUCUGGCUGAUCCAUACUUUGCAUGCCUUGCUAAUGUGGAACGUGAGCCUUCAAGACACCCAAUUUCGAAACUUGAGUUUGAAUUUGAGAGAAGGAAGCUGACCAAAGAUGAUGUUAGAGAGUUGAUCUAUCGAGAGAUUUUGGAGUAUCAUCCACAGAUGCUGGAGGAGUACAUGAAAGGUGGAGAACAAAUUAGCUUCCUCUAUCCAAGCGGAGUUGAUCGCUUCAAACGACAGUUUGCCCAUCUUGAGGAGCAUUACAGCAAAGGAGAAAGAGGUUCUCCACUGCAGAGAAAGCAUGCUUCUUUACCAAGGGAAAGAGUAAUUGUAACCAAAGAUGGUAAUAAUGAACAAUAUACUGAUUGUCAUGAGAGAAGUGCAGAUUCUGUUGCCCGCACUACUGUGAGCCCUCCAAGGUCACAAGAUGCUGGUCAGAAUGGCGUGAAAUCCACAAAUUUAAGUUCCCGAAGCUACCUGAAGAGUGCGAGCAUUAGUGCUUCCAAGUGUGUUGCUGUCGAUGGAAAUAAACACCCAGAGGAUGAUGACAUCCCUGAGGAAAUGGAAGGCGUGGUCGAUGGAUUGUCUGAAAAGGUCUCCAUGAUGCACUCCUAGGACAGCGAUGACCAUGGCGGUAACUAUUCAGGAGCAAGAUUUGUCAGGCAUGUCCACCUAUCCCCUCCCAGCAUGGCGUGUCUAGGAGCCCUCCAUGGAUUCAUGGAUGAUUCCCCAUAUGGAACAUUGGUUCUGUCCAUGGAGGAAACAGAAUGAUAUGUGGUCUCCACGAGGACAUGUUUGUUUUUCAAUGGAGUCUGGAUCUAUCCAUGAGUUUUACAACGGCUUUGCCAUGUGUAUGAACUGUCCUCAGUGUACCAUUUCUUUCUUUCUUUCUCUCAUUUUGAGGGGAUAUCAGUGUACGUUUUGCCUGUCAAGACAAGAGUACGAUGUCAAGAAGCAUGAGCACCAGCAUCUACAAUGGUUUAUGACUUCAUGGAGCCAAACUCAAAUUGGUUA
Molecule: messenger RNA, 2346 nt
Organism: Phragmites australis (common reed)
Lineage: Eukaryota; Viridiplantae; Streptophyta; Magnoliopsida; Poales; Poaceae
Product: mitogen-activated protein kinase 12-like
Exons: 12
Coding region: 241-1947 (568 amino acids)
Biological process (GO): intracellular signal transduction; protein phosphorylation
Cellular component (GO): nucleus; cytoplasm
Molecular function (GO): MAP kinase activity; ATP binding
Source: RefSeq, a predicted model, not a curated record